AGAAAAAAGGAAAAUAGAUAAUUUAAAAUGGGACCGAGGGAGUAGUAUUUUAAUUUUGAAAGUCAAUAUGUGAGUACCUAUAAUUUUUAAUGCAAUUUGGCCCAAUUAACAAAUGAGCAGCCCAAUCAAAAACAUGUUCAUUGGAAGUUUCAAAAGACACCUGAAUUUGAAACUGCAGAGACACAAAGUACACAUCUCGUCAGUUCGUCUCUGCUUCGUUUGUGGAAUUAUCUUCGCCGCCGUCACAUAUUCCGUCGAUCCAAAUUCUCAGCUUUUCAUCCUCUCAUCUUUAAUCUCUAUUUUACAGUUUACCCCUUCUUCUUCUUUUGAAGCAGUUUGGUGAUUUGAGGUUAAGAGUUGGGUUGCAAAGGUUGCCAAUGGCCGGAGACAAGAUGUUUGAGAAAUCUCAAACAAGUUUUUCUGGAUUGGAAACUGAAGCGGUUACUGAGUUGACUCACAAGAUUUCCAGAAAAGCAGGAAAACCAUAUGUUUCACAAUCUUCCAGUUCUCCAUUGGGCAAUGUUGCCACUCGUGUUAAGGGCCCUUCUGAUCAACGGACGAUCUCCUUUGAACAAUAUUAUGCAGGAUACAACAAAAUUUUGAAUAAUGAUCAUCACGGUUGUUCUAAUACGGGCAUCCAAUCAGAAAACGGUUCUUACCGUUAUUAUCUCCCUGACUAUAAUCAUUAUGCCCCAAAGUUUAUGGGUUCAGAUGGGAAACACUUGAAACCACAACCGUAUACACCAUCGUCAUCAUCAUCAUCAUCAGGAUAUCUUCAGCAACAAUGGAGUUCAUCAAGGAAUUCUACAACCACAGCAACAGGCGGUUCACUAAAGCCGAAAGGUUUUAACUCUUCAAAAACAAACCAUGGCUUUUCGACCAGAAACGUGCCUCCCCAUUUGAAUUCUUUUGGUUCAAACUACCAACCUCAAGGCCAGCCGAACGGGUUUCACCCGGUUACAAAGUUUCCAUCACAUACAAGUCAAAACCAAGGCUUUUUGCACCAUGGUCAACUUAACUACCAAACGAACGGCAGAGUCUUCAUGAGUGGCAACUUUAAAUCCAAUCCCAGAGACAAUUUCAACAAGAAGGGAGUAAAAGACGCCUCUUCUUCUGAACUUAACCGCGGGCCCAGGGCGAAAGCGAAGAGCAAUAACCCCUCAAAGCCAUUGGGUGAAAAUGAGAGCGUCCAGCGGAGCCUGUACAACAAAGAAGAUUUCUGUACUCACUAUGAUCAUGCCAAGUUUUAUGUGAUCAAGUCGUUCACUGAAGACAAUGUCCACAGAUGUGUUAAAUAUGAUGUUUGGUCAAGCACGCCAAUCGGGAAUAAGAAACUAGACGAUGCUUUCCGCGAAGCUGAAGGGAAAAGCAGUGAAACCGGCGCAAAGUGCCCGGUCUUCCUCUUCUUUUCUGUUAAUGGAAGUGGGCAGUUCCUCGGUGUGGCGGAGAUGAUAGGGCCGGUUGAUUUCAACAAGAAACUGGACUUUUGGCAGCUUGAUAAAUGGAGUGGCUUCUUCCCGGUGAAGUGGCACAUUGUUAAGGAUGUCCCCCACCAUCAGUUGAAGCACAUUAUCCUUAAAAACAAUGACAAUAGGGAUGUCACCUACACUCGAGACACUCAAGAGGUGGGCUUGAAAGAAGGUCUGGAGAUGUUAAACAUAUUUAAAAGUUACCAUGAGAAAUCGUCGUUGUUGGACGACUUUGACUUCUACGAGGAACAAGAGAUGUCCCUCAAAGCCAAACAAAGUGUUGCGUCUCCGGCUCCGGAGUAUGACGAAUGUGAGGCCGUGUCUUCUCUGGUGGGUCCCACAAGAAACCUCUCCCUCGGUUCACAGCCACCGGAGGCCAUAUGAGUUGGAGGCGCUACAAUGGCGUCGCUAAUAUUUUGUGCAACAUUGUUGUUUGCUUUGGUGUCCAAUGUGUGUGUACUAAAUAAAAUAGCUUUUUUGCUGCUUUUUUUUCUUUCAACCUUCUCAAUAGGGUGUCUACUCUGUUUUUGUUUUUUUUGGGAGCUUUUUUCUACCAACAUUUGUAUUUGUGUAAGAGUAGUGAAAAAGAAAACAUUGUAAAAACC
Molecule: messenger RNA, 2074 nt
Organism: Cuscuta campestris
Lineage: Eukaryota; Viridiplantae; Streptophyta; Magnoliopsida; Solanales; Convolvulaceae
Source: the annotation of a GenBank genome assembly